Messenger RNA from Perca flavescens (yellow perch), 4298 nucleotides. It is a transcript of the gene slc6a4a, whose product is annotated as solute carrier family 6 member 4a. The coding region runs from base 533 to 2557 and encodes 674 amino acids. Gene Ontology annotation, molecular function: serotonin binding; serotonin:sodium:chloride symporter activity. The record is from RefSeq and is a predicted model, not a curated record. Gene Ontology annotation, biological process: sodium ion transmembrane transport; serotonin uptake; amino acid transport. Lineage: Eukaryota; Metazoa; Chordata; Actinopteri; Perciformes; Percidae. The transcript is spliced from 14 exons. Gene Ontology annotation, cellular component: synapse; plasma membrane; neuron projection.
UGAUGUGCUAGUGCACGCUGUGUCUCUUGCAAGUUUUUGCAACACCACAGGAUUCUUUAAGUUUUGGGUAGAAGUUGCUGCUGCUGCUGCUGGUUUAGCAGGUUCUACUUGUCCUCAUUUACCAUCUUUUAAGUUUGCCCCAUCACUGAGUGUCUUAGAGGACGAGCAGUUUGAGGAGAAGAUCCACACUUUUCUGCUGGCCACAUCCUGUUCAAACACAUCACUCUGCUCGUAUAUCCUCCUCUGUCUGUCCUCGCAGCCUGCUUUCAUUCCUUCUUGCUCAACACACUCUUAUUUCAGUCUUCUCCCACAUACACACACCUCCCCUCACCCAUUCUCUUUUUUUUUAUUUUUUAGCUCUGCUCUCCUGCUCUCCUGUUCCCCUUCUCCUUUACCUGUCCCACGCUUUCCUAACCCCUCUGUUCCCCUAAUGGGCACCAUAUCAGACAGCAGUACCACAUUCCCUUCAUUGUCACUGAGAACCUCCCUCCACCCCUAACCGCCUCGCCAACGCCAACAUCAACACGAUCCAAUGGAGACAAAUGAUAUGAUGCUGACGAGCAUGUUGACAAUGGAUAAUAGAGAGAAUGAGGGAGAGAGGGAGAAAGGCAGAGAGGAGGUGGGGGGAGAAGCGGAGGGAACACAGCAGGAACAUAGUAGGCCGAUGCUGGCUGAUGGUCUCGCAGAGAGAGGACCCAAGAGCCUGAUCUCCGGGUCUGGACAGCAGGUGUCCAAUGGCUUCACCACAUCCACUCCUCAAAGCCCCAGGGAGGGAGCGGGGAGCGCAGCUUUUUCUGGAGGUACAUCCUCUGUACCUGGAGGAGGCACCGGGUCCUCAGUGCCACUUGGAGGCCUCAGGACUCUGGUGGUCCAACAAACCAGCUUGGAGAAGCCCAGAGAAACCUGGAGCAAGAAGAUGGACUUCUUGCUCUCUGUGAUCGGCUAUGCUGUGGACCUGGGAAAUGUCUGGCGCUUCCCUUACAUCUGCUACCAAAAUGGAGGAGGUGCCUUUUUGCUGCCCUACCUGUUGAUGGCGGUGUUUGGAGGUGUCCCUCUCUUCUACAUGGAGCUGGCUCUUGGCCAAUUCCACCGCAGUGGCUGCAUCUCCAUCUGGAAACACAUCUGCCCCAUUUUCAAAGGGAUCGGCUUUGCCAUUUGCAUCAUAUCCCUCUACAUAUCCUUCUACUACAACACCAUCAUGGCCUGGGCCUUGUACUAUCUACUGUCAUCGUUCCGACCCACCCUGCCCUGGACCACCUGCGCCAACAGCUGGAACACAGUCAACUGUAAACAUUACAUGUCCACCGAUCACAAUGUGUCGUGGUCCAACUCCUCCACCUCCCCCGCCGAGGAGUUCUAUAUUCGCCAGGUGUUGCAGGUCCACCUCUCCCCAGGUCUGCACCAGCUGGGCUCUGUCAGCUGGCAGCUAGCCCUCUGCCUGCUCUUCAUCUUCACCAUCGUCUACUUCAGCAUCUGGAAAGGAGUCAAGACGUCUGGAAAGGUAGUUUGGGUGACUGCUACCUUUCCCUACCUGGUCCUCCUGGUGUUGCUCAUCCGUGGGGCCACUCUACCAGGGGCCUGGAGGGGCGUGGUUUUCUAUCUCAAACCUGAUUGGGAGAAACUGCUAAGCACCACAGUGUGGAUUGAUGCAGCAGCUCAGAUCUUCUUCUCACUGGGUCCAGGUUUCGGCGUGCUCCUUGCCUUUGCCAGCUACAACCCGUUUCACAACAACUGCUACAAAGAUGCUUUGAUCACCAGCUCUGUGAACUGUCUGACUAGCUUUCUGUCUGGCUUCGUCAUCUUUACCGUGUUGGGCUACAUAGCUGAAAUGAGGCACCUGGAUGUGGAUGCUGUGGCCAAGGAUGCUGGUCCCAGUCUGCUGUUUAUCGUUUAUGCAGAAGCCAUAGCAAAUAUGCCUGGUGCUACUUUCUUCGCCAUCAUCUUCUUCCUCAUGAUCAUUAUGCUGGGUCUGGAUAGCACGUUUGCGGGGUUGGAGGGGGUGAUCACCGCUAUGCUAGAUGAGUUCCCCCAUGUCCUGUCUAAGAGACGAGAGCAGUUUGUCCUAGGCCUGGUGUGCUUUUGCUACCUCGGGGCUCUCUCCACACUCACAUAUGGAGGAGCGUUUGUGGUGAAGCUGUUUGAGGAGUAUGCUACAGGCCCUGCAGUCAUCACUGUGGUUCUGCUUGAAGUCAUCGCUGUUUCCUGGUUCUACGGUACCAACCGUUUCUGUAAUGACAUCCAGCUCAUGCUUGGUUUCUACCCGGGCUUGUUCUGGAGGGUCUGCUGGGUGGCCAUCUGCCCCUGCUUUCUGCUGUUCAUCGUCAUCAGUUUCCUGGCCUUCCCUCCAGAGGUCAAGUUGUUCAAAUACCACUUCCCGCCAUGGACCACUGUCCUCGGCUACUGCAUUGGGGUGUCAUCAUUCAUCUGUGUGCCUGCUUAUAUGGUCUACCACUUGCUCAAUGCCAAGGGAACAUUCAAACAGCGUCUCUUGAAGAGUAUCACUCCGGAGCCCAGCGGUGAACAACACAGAGACUUCAUUGUCACCAAUGCAGUCUGACCAAACCCUGACCAAAAGAAGGUGCCAGUCUAGCAACAUACAGUGCCCUUUUCUGGACAAACUGCAAAACCACAGGACAAGGGGGCUACCUAUCACCGCCUUUGCCUCUUUUUCAUACAUCUCCUACACUUGUUUUUUAGCUGUCUGACACCAAGAUCUAGAAAUAGUGGUGGAGUUCGGUGGAGUCAGGCUGCAGUAGAUUUAUUUAGCCCUGUUUGGUGUGGUUCCUUAUGCUGGUUCAGUUUUUAAGGAGUUAUCCUGUAUCUUUAGCAUUAACAUCCUCUCUCUAUUUGUCUACUCACAGGUGUCACCUAAGGCAUUUAGUGACCAACUUUUCUUCAGGUUAUACAGUUGUAACAAAUAUUUUAUACAAUUAUAGAAAGUAUGAUACAAUAUCUGUCCAUGUAGACAGUAAACUGGAGAUACUGCACAUUGAAAUCAGUUGGAGAAGGCCAAAAAAAUAUACAUUCCAAUCCUCUCUCAGUCUUUAUGGUUGCAUUUUCCUAUUAUGCUGUUAAGUUAUGCAUUCCAAUAUGUAGCAAAAUUCAGGUUAUCUGUUACUAAAGCCAAAUAUAUGAUAUCUGCUCUGUUCAUAUUUCUAAAGAUGUUUUAGUAUUGUAGCUGUCAUUAUGUUGUGUUGACUAUCAGCCUAUGACUAUAUGUUUGCAUCUUGGGUGAGCGACGGAUUUGCAAUGAAUUCCCUACACUGUGAAGCACACUCUGGUGUCUGGUAGUGAGUGUGUGUGUGUGUGUGUGUGUGUGUGUGUGUGUGUGUGUGUGUGUGUGUGUGUGUGUGUGUGUGUGUGUGUUUUAAAAAAAAAAAGACUGUUAUAAUGUCCAGUGGGGACCAACCAAGUGUAUUCAUUCUAUAACUGCAAUAUAAAAUGUGUAUUUAUUUUAUAAUGUAUCAUUGCUGUCCUUAUGACCUCCCACACUUUUAGUAUGACAAACAUUACAUGUGACAUCACAUGACAUAGUGCUGAUGGUCCUUGUUUAAUCACAGUGACAUUCUGCACUCUGUUAUCAUACUGCUCAACUGUCAUUAUAGAAACCAAAUAUGGAUCACAGCUAAUAACAUUAUUAAUGGCAUUGUCUGAAAAUCAUCGUUACUGCUCUUUACUUUCUACCAAAACAUUGUGUGUUUGUGUGUGUAUGCACAUGUGACUGUGUGUGUGUGUGUGUGUGUGUGUGUGUGUGUGUGUGUGUGUAUUUCUGAGAGUGUAUGGUAGGAGUAGGAGUUAGAAUAUGGCGAGUACUGUACAUUUACAUGUGUAUUUACUAGUCAGUCUGGUAUUGGUGUAAUCUAUCCUGUGAAUACCUCGCUCCUCUCUCCAUGGAUAUGUGUGUGUGUGUGUGUGUGUGUGUGUGUGAGCACCUGGAUUAGUGUGUUGGUGCACAUAUGGGUGGUUGUGUAAAAAGGAUUAGAGGUGUUCAGGCCCUUUACUUAUGUGUGCAUGCCGUGAUGUAUGUGUAUACUGUACUUCAAGUGUGUGUGUGUGUGUGUGUGUGUGUGUGUGUGUGUGUGUGUGUGUGUGUGUGUGUAUAUGUAUGAAUGUGUGUGUCUGUAAUGUGAUGUCAUGUCUUGUUAACUGCCAAAAUAUCCAAUGAAGGAAGUAAACUCCCUCUUGCCUCUCUGUCGUACAUCUCUAGCUUAUGUAAGUUAUAUGUAUGUCAAUAAAAGACUGUAUUGAAAAAUACACCUGUAUAGAAUAAAUAUGUAUAAAUAUAUGGGAAAAAAUUA